AUGGCAGACGACGCAGCCAUCCUCGCGGUCGACGCGGGGCGCUUCACGGGCGAGGGAGCUGACCUCUCUCUUCUCCAUUACCUGCGACAGGUCGACGGCGCGCUGGACACGUUGCCGCCCGACGCGAUCCUGCCACACGUCGCCGUCCUUCACGCCCUCUUCACCCGCCUCCUCGUUCCCAACCCCCAGACCACGACUGCCACAGCCCUCCCGAAGCCUGGCCGGCCGAUCCGACAUCUCGCUGCACGUAUUCUCGUCAAACUGCAUAAGCGGGUCGAGAGCCAUUCACUCUUCGACCUCGUGCAGGCUCUCCUGCGCGGCGUGGAUGGCGGCAACAAGUCCAUGUCCGCGCUCGAGAACGUGCAGCGGGUCGCUAGCUGGUACACUAUCGGCGAGAUAAUCAAGGAGCAUGGCGGGAAUAUGAUGUCGUUCAUGGCCGAGAUCUGUACGCUCUCAGUCAAGGUUCUCCGCAACUCCAACUUCUCCGUUAUCCUUAGAAGCCACGCCGUAUCCGCAUUCUACAAGUCGCUUGUGUCGGCCGGCCGAGCUCUCCCCGAUGCUCUCGUCAAGGACCUACUCAAGCAGCUCCGUUCGGGGCUGCAGGACAAGGCGCUGCCAGUCCAGAGAGUGUGCGCCGAGACGUUCAUCAACCUGCACCUCUACUCGCCGGUCCUCCAGCUGCAGCCUACGCUCGAGAUGAUCACGCCGCUCGCGCUCCGGAGCCUCGAGAGCGCCGACUACCUUACAAGACGUUCGGUUUGUCGCAUGCUGGCGCACUUCCUCGCUGCGACGCAGGUGCUUGGCUCAGGAACAGCUCCUCCUGAGCCCAAAAAGCCACCAGUUAAGAAGGGGGCGGGUGACGCCGAGGAGCUGGACGACUCUGGUCCGCAGAUCAUCACGUCGGCGCCCGAAGACAAGGCCAAGGCCAUGUUCACUCCAGCGCAGAUGCUCAAGUACCUGUCAGUCCCGUACAACCGGCCUAACACGCCGCGCAAGCUGCGGAAUGCCCUUAUCGACGUAUACGCGACCCUCCUCACCCAACUCGGCACCGAAUACGUCGAGGCGCACUACGGCGAGAUCGUAGGCCACAUUGUUGGCGAGAUCGUGCUGUCUCAGAAGGGCCUCAGCUCACGGUAUGAGAUUCUCGCGACGCGUGAGGCGUCAGGCAUUCUCCUUCGCGAUCUCGUGGGCUUGAACAUGCUGUCCGAGGCUGGGCAGGUGAUGGCGCUGCGCGAAUGGGGCAACAGUUACCUGCGCAAGUGGAACCCGACGCCGCUCGCAGGGCAGCGCAAUCCCCACAAGCCGACACUCAUCAUUGCGCUGCGCGAGGUUGCUGGCCUACUGGAACAGCUCGGCAACGCACCCCCCUCAAUCAUCGAGCUCCUGGCUGAGCCUCUUGUCCGCCUGCUCUCGCACGAGUCCUACUCUGUUCGCCUACAGGCUGCCGCUACCCUACGUCGCUUCUGCACCACGAACCCCAACCAGCUCCCUCACCUCCUCAGCGGCCUGCUUGCGGAUGUUAACAAGGACCUCGGCCUUCUCGGGACUCCCGCGACCCCGAAGGAAGUUCCGGUCCGUGUCCUCGGCAAGGCGUUUGCCCUCGGUGCGCUGGUCGCCACCAGCCCGUCGCGCCCGCUGUACGUGUCCAGCGACCUGCCGUCGAAGGUGUUCGACAUGUCCUUCUCACUUCUGAAGCGCGCUGGGGACCACGACGUUGGACCAGCGACAAUCGAGGUGCAGGUCGCGUGGCACCUCAUCGCGUCGCUCAUGUCGCUUGGGCCCGGUUUCGUCAAGCUUCACCUCCCGCAGCUCCUCGUUCUGUGGCGCAACGCGCUACCGAAGCCGACGACCAAGGAUGCCUCAGUCGGCGACCGCGGUGAGGCCGACUGGAACUUCCUUCUUGUCGUGCGCGAAAGCGCGCUCGGCGCCAUCCACAACUUCCUUCGGCACAACAUAUCGCUCGUUAACAUCGACGUCGCGCGCCGCCUCGCGACCCUGUUCACCAACACGCUCAACUUCGUCAAUGGUUUCGCCACAGCAUACUCUGAGCUCCUACGCGAGCAAGCUGCAAACCCGCAGGGCGGGACAUCACAUGCGUUUACGAUGCGCCCCUCCCUCGUCGACCGUGAGGCGAAGCUGCGUCGCCGUGUGCUCCAGUGCUUCACGGGUCUCGGCCCUUCGUCCGCCACGGAAUCGAUGCAGCCCGCACUCAUGCAGGCCGCUAUCACAGUGUUUGCCGACCCAGAGAACUACUCGGGCUCCGCGGCUCAAGCAGCGAUUGCGGCCCAGGCUGGACAGUUUACGAGCGUAUGGCAGUCAGCUGACGAGUAUGCGUUCGGUUUGACGAGCCUACUGCCCGCACGCGAGCGUGAAGGCGGGUCGUCUGACGAGGACGUGUUCUUGAACCGCGACCGCGUCGAGAUGUCCAUCGAAUCUCAGCUCUCGGCUCCCAUCAUCGGCUCUCUGGAGCACGAUUACGUUGCACUGUUCGCGCGCGACCUCAAGGCUGACUCGCUCAAACCUGCUCCAGCACAGACUGGCGUCAUCGACGCGGGUGUCGAGCUCUUCGCCACCCUCUUCGCGCACCAGAACCUCGAAGGCCAGGUGCAGAGCCUCGCUACGCUCAGUAGCCAUGUACGAUCGUCCAAGCUCGAGCGUAACCCCGGCCGCAAGCAGGCCAUCGUCGGGAACACGAUGGAGGCGCUCUGUCGUUCACUCGUGCUCGCAGACUCUGCCGGCCCGCGGGCGAAGAGGUCACUUGGUAGCCCGCAGGUUAGCGACGUCAUCAAGUCGCUCCUCCAGGACGCUGUGCUUGACUCGAACCCGAGUAUCCGCGGCGCGGCCGCCCGUGCAAUGGGUCAUAUCUCGAGCAUUGCGGGCAGCAACUAUCUCUCGUCCCAGGUCCAGUGGCUUGUCGAUCAGGUCGUCAACAACCGCGUCCCUGACAGCCGCGCUGGCUGCGCCAUGGCUUUCGGCGCGAUCUACAGCAGCGUUGGUGGCAUGUCGGGUGGUCCGAUCCUCAAGACCAUCGUCAACAUUCUCAUGUCGCUCGCGACUGACCCGCACCCUGUCGUCCACUUCUAUGCGCUCGCCGCGCUCACUCAGAUUGUCAACGCAGCCAACCUCUCGUACUCGCCCUACGUGCACACGACCCUCGGUAUGAUCUCGACCAUCUACCUUCUCGAGACCCACGAGCCAGACGGUGGCUCCCUCGGCAGCGUAAACCUGCGUGGCGACCUCCCAGCAUACCAGGUCAUCUGCCGCCUGCUUCAUGCGCUUAUCGGCGUGCUUGGCCCUGAGCUUCAGGAGCCCGGCAAAGUGCGCUCGCUCGUCUUCCUCCUCGUGCACGAGUUCCGCGAGGAGACGGACGAGGGUCUUGCUGUCGAGGCGAUCAAGUGCAUCCAGCAGAUCCUCAUGUUUGCGCCGGGUGAGGUCGACGUGCCCAAGCUCGUCUCAUCGUUCCGGCAGUACCUGGCCUCAACACGGCGGCCGCUCAAGGUCGCCGCCAUCACCGCGCUGUACCAGAUCGUGCAGCGUGACGCCAUGCUCAUGUCAAAGGUUGGUGGUAACCAGCUCGUCGAGGAGCUCUUCGGCUUGCUCGAUAAGGACCCAACAAUCGAGGGUGUCAAGGCCGUUAUCACGAGCUGGCUGCAGCAGACGGCCGCGACGCUUCCAUCUGGCUGGAUCGACCUGUGUCAGCGCAUCAUGACCCGGACGCCCGGUGCUAAGGCCGCUGCACCCGUAGCUGCCAAGUCCGCUAUCCCGAUGUUCAUUGACGACGAGGGCGCGUCGCUAGGUGGCGACUCAGCUGAUCGCGGUUCAACGCUCAGCUCACGCUGGCGCACGCAAAAGUUCGCCCUAGUGUGCUUGCACAACAUUGUCGUUGCGGUCGCUGAGAAUGGCCGCCCGGAGAACUUCAACCCCGUGCUCGCUCGCCAAGCUGGAUUGAAUGCACGCCACCUCCUCUUCUCCCGCGUCGCCGACCUCAUCCGAAUGGCGUUCUCAGCUUCGGCGGCGAUCGUUGAGGACGUCCGCCUCGAAGGUCUGCUUGUGUUGAGGGACGUCAUCCGCUAUUUCGCGGCCGCGCCUGACCCGGACUUCGAAGGCGCUCUGCUUCUCGAGCAGCACCAGGCCCCAAUCGCGGCUGCACUCACACCGUCCUUCGGCUCGGACUCGACGCCCGAAGUUCUCGCACGCGCGGUGCAGGUAUGCGCCGUCUUCGUCGGCUCGGGCGUGAUCAAGGAGGUCUCGCGCAUGGGCCGUAUCCUCAAGCUCCUCACUGGUGCCCUCGAAAAGUGCAAGGAGGGCGACAUGGUGUCGCUGGGCGACGUCAAGGAUCUGUCGAGCUCAGCUUCCGUCAUGCUCAAGAUCUCCAUCCUCGCAGCGUGGGCCGAGCUGCAGGUCGCGUCGACCAAGCAGACGUACCUCGUCGAGGUCAUCAAGCCGUACCGCUGGCUACUGGGCCCGUUCUGGGUGGGCGCACUGCGCGACUAUGCGUACCUUCGCACCGACCCUGAGAUGGGCGCUGGCGCUGCUGCCGGAAUGGACCUUGGCACAGGCAUGGGCCGCGACGUUCUUCUUCCGUAUUACGAGAAGGCGGUACCAAAGCUGCUGCAUGCUGUCGCAAUCAACCUCGCGGCCAACGACCCCUUCGUCAUCGGUGCGGUUGACGGGCAGACCUUCACGUCAUCUGCCGAGCCGCAUGCUUCGUCGGCACCCGCUAUCCGGCCCGAGCCAGCGACCAACUUCUACGUCCUGUAUGGGCUGGCAUUCGAGUGCCUCACGCGGGCCAUUGGGUUGGACCCCGACAUGGCCAGCGUGGCUCUCCGCGCCCUAACGAGCCUCGUGCGCCCACAGCUGUCUGGCACGACCGUGUUUGAGGGCGCGUUUUUUGACGAACUGUGCACCAUCUGCUACCGCAUUGCAAUGAGCGAGAGUGCGGCCGUCAAGGCUGACAUGGUCGAGCUUAUCGCAACGUUUGCCACCAGCCGGAAGGGCAGCACUGGCUUUGACGCUGCGCAAGUGCGCCGCGCGCUCGCCGUCGUCGCUUUCGUCCUCCGCCAGACCAUCCCUGCAGCAGGCAUCUCGUCCAACUUCUCCCACUCCGAGGCUGCUGCCGACCGCGUCGCGUUCAUCCGCUCCGGCUUUGCAGCGUAUUCGCGUAUCGUCGAUGUCAUGGACAUGGCACAGCGUGCCGACUUGUCUGCUGUUGCCGUCCACCUUUUCUCUGACCUCCUCCGGGACGAGACGCCGAAUAUGGACCUCGCGGGCCAGUGUCUGCCGUCGCUGAAGCAACUGCUCGACCAGACGCUUGCAUCGCAGGUCCCCACCAUCGGCGCGACAAGCGAGCGCGUCGUCCACGGACUUCUUGGCGCCUGUCUGUCGCACAUUGACGAUAUGCGCUCACGUGUCAACCCAGUCGCCAGCAUCAAGAUUAAGAACAACAUGUUGGCACUCGUGCUCAUCCUCACGGCGCUUCCGCUCGGCGUACCCAUAUCCAAGCCGGUGAUUGAGCAGGCCGUCUCAGACAUUGCGCGGUACCUGACCCUCACUGCGAUGACCGAACGCCCGGCUCUGGGCCUCACCCCCGUUCACUGUGCGACUACGCUUCUCCAAGCAUCUCUCCGCCAGCUUCCCGGAUCUCCACCACGCCCUUCUCCAGCACUACAGCAUGCGGCACUCUGCGUCGUCGCCGCGCUGGUCUCGUACCUUGCCGAGGUAGUUGUGGCCAUCGCAGCUGCAGACGACGCCGCCAACGUACCCCUCGAUGGUGUGCGCGAAGUAAUCCGUGGCCUGGUGGCAUGGUGCGCGGGCCUUCCAGAUGAAGCCAAGCCGAGGGGAUACGGCGUGCUCCUCCCGACCCUGGCACUGUUACUCGAUCCCGCUGAGCAGGCCCCGAGUCCACUGCACGUACUUGCCACUGCGACGAUGCUGGGUCUUGCGCAGAGCGCACCCAAAGCGUUCAAGGACGCGACGCAGGCCAUGCCGGAGGGUGAGCGGGCGCAGUUGGAGCGUGCAAUUCGCGACGCGGUUAGUGCGCGGUCUGGGCCUGUGCCACAGCAUCGCGGGGGAGCUGGGAUUGAGCUCAAGAGCUUUGGGUCAUAG
Messenger RNA from Cutaneotrichosporon cavernicola, 6105 nucleotides. RefSeq lists its product as uncharacterized. The transcript has 2 exons. Gene Ontology annotation, biological process: endocytosis; intracellular protein localization; retrograde transport, endosome to Golgi. The coding region runs from base 1 to 6105 and encodes 2034 amino acids. The record is from RefSeq and is a predicted model, not a curated record. Lineage: Eukaryota; Fungi; Basidiomycota; Tremellomycetes; Trichosporonales; Trichosporonaceae. Gene Ontology annotation, cellular component: membrane; Golgi apparatus; endocytic vesicle.